Messenger RNA from Strongyloides ratti, 750 nucleotides. Its product is annotated as Zinc finger, C2H2 domain-containing protein. The coding region runs from base 1 to 750 and encodes 249 amino acids. Lineage: Eukaryota; Metazoa; Nematoda; Chromadorea; Rhabditida; Strongyloididae. The record is from RefSeq and is a predicted model, not a curated record. The transcript is spliced from 3 exons.
AUGGCAGAAACAAAAGAAAAAAAUAACAUCAAUAAUAAAGAGGAUACCAAUAAUAUUGAAAAAGUUAUAGAUAAUGUUAUAGUGGGACCUGUAGAGAAAAGAUGUUUUGUUCGAAGAAAUGAUAGUAAAGAUAUGGUAUAUUCUUAUUCAGAAAAAAAUAUAGAAAACCCCUCAUCAAGUUAUGAUAAUUUUAUUGACAACAACAAAAAAGAUACAAAAAGUUUAAAUAAUAUUAAAAAUGAUGCUUUAAAUUGUGAAUAUAUACAAUUGUUAGUUAGAAAUAGUAAAGCUGGUAGUAAUAUGAAGAAUCGUUCUAAUAAAAUAAAUAUUGCAAAAGAUACUACUUGCAAGAUGAUAGCAAAACGACUACGUUCCACAAAAUUAUGUGACAUAAAAAAUAUUGUUUGUCUUAUUGAAGAUUGUGGUAGGAUGUUUCAAGAUAUAUCUGUUCUUGCAUUUCAUUUAACUUAUUCACAUCAAAAUCAUUAUAUGCCUAAAGAAUUACGUACUACAUGCCUAAUAUGUGGUCAUAAAUUUUUAUCUAUACAAGGUAAACGGGUUCAUGCUUGUAAUUUUCAUAAAAAAAUUUUAAAACAACAUAAUGAGGAAUGUAUUAAACAAACACCACGAAUAUAUCAAUGUGCCACUACUAACUUUUCUCAUUCUAAUAAUGAGGAAAAAUAUUUAAACUGGGAUGAUGAUAGUGAUGAGGAUAUAUUAGAAGAAAUCAUUUAUGAAGAAGAAUUAUAA